This is a messenger RNA of Perkinsus marinus ATCC 50983, 2094 nucleotides long. RefSeq lists its product as hypothetical. NCBI's taxonomy places the organism in Eukaryota, Perkinsozoa, Perkinsida, Perkinsidae. The record is from RefSeq and is a predicted model, not a curated record. Bases 144 to 1976 code for a protein of 610 amino acids. Gene Ontology annotation, molecular function: cysteine-type exopeptidase activity; dipeptidase activity. The transcript has 16 exons. Gene Ontology annotation, biological process: proteolysis.
CCCCUACGUCAUGACAUUUUACCGCUCUUUGAUCUCCACAAACUGUGGUCUUGGCAACUGUAGGCACUGCGUCUUCAGACGCUGACCCUGAAGCCCUCAAACGGGCCGAGUAUCUCGACAGCAAUAGUGACAAAUGUACAAGUAUGAUUUUUGGUCGAAAGGCCACUACCUUUGGGUACCCCGUAGCGACCCAUGCCAACGAUUGCAUGAACUGUGACAAUCGUAUGGCCUAUGUCCCUCGGGGCAACGGCACAGGCCCUAGGCCAGUUUUUGAUAAUAUCCACUCUCUCUACCCGAGGGUCGUUACUAAGGGCCGGGCCGAUAUUUACGAACCUCUGCCGGGUCAAAACGAAUCCACACCUCUGGGCUACGUCCCGAGCGAGGGGGAAACCUACGCACUGUGGGAGUCGUCAUAUCCUCUUAUCAACUCGAAAGGUCUUGCGAUUGGUGAGAGUACUACGGCUGCUAAUAAGCCUUUGGCUGUCCAGGAGGUCACUCAUAAGGACGAGAUCACGGGAAAGGAAGGUACCGCCCUUUUCACUAUCGCCCCACUGAUGGCCAUUGCCAUGGAGCGCUGUGAGACUGCUCGCUGUGCUAUUCAUAAGAUAGGGACCUUGGCACAGGAAUAUGGCUUUGCAGGAGAGGAGUAUGGCUCUGCUGAGGCUAUUACUAUCAUUGAUGACACUGAGGCAUGGGUCUUCGAGAUUGAAGGGGACGGCAAUAAGGGUGCUUUUUGGGUAGCCCAGAGGGUGCCCGAUGACCAUGUUGCGGUGGUAGCGAAUAACGCUAUUAUUAAGGCAGUGAAACCUAAUGCUCCUGAUGAGUUCAUUUACUCUGAAGGUCUCUUUGAGAAAACUAAAGCGAUGGGGUUGUGGGAUGGGGAAGGCACAUUUGACUGGUCCAAGGUCGUAUCGGGUAAGCUUGCCCUUCCUCGUUACGCUUCGCUAAGACAAUGGAGGGUUUUCGAUAGGGUUGCCCCUUCACAGGGGAUCCCCAAUAACGAGGACCCUUAUGAUUACCCUUUUUCCGUGGCGGUCGAUAGACCUGUUACAAUGAAUGAAAUUUUCGAUCUCCACCGUGACCAUUAUGAAGGCACCGAGUUCGACAUGACUAAAGGAAUCCUUGCGGGUAUGUAUGGCAACCCAAACUAUGAGAUCAGUGGUGCUCUGAUGAAAGAGGUUAAGGGUCAGAUCCCUAGGGCCAUAUCCCUACAUCGUACGAGCUAUACGAUGGUGGCAACUAGCCAGAAGCCUUUCCCUAAGGUUUGGUUUGCCUUGGACGCCCCGGCAACCUCUGUUUUUGUACCUUUUUAUUCCCAGGCUGAUGCUGUUGACCCCAGUUUUGGGACUCAAUACGGCCCUGCUCUUCAGGAGUUCAAUCGCUCCACGGCCUUCUGGGCGUUCGACUUUGUUGCUAACUGGAUGAAUAUCAACUAUCAGAAUAUGAGCCAGGAGAUGGUCUACCCUAAGAGGGAUGAGCUCCAGAGGUGGGUAUUGGCUGAGGCCGACAGGGUCGAGAGGGAGGCGGCGAAGUUGACAGACCCGAAGGAACAAACGGAAAUGCUCAACAGUCUGCAGUUGAGAAUUCAAAGGCGCAUAACUGAGGAGUGGUGGAAACUGGCUGAUGAGCUUAUAGUGAGGUAUAAUGAUGGAUACUAUAAUUUCCCCGAUGGCCGUAUGGACUUCCAAGGAGGUUUGCCUCAGCCGGAGUGGUACAUGAGGAUGGUUGGUUUCUCGGACGAUUUCUAUAAGCCUGGUCAGCACUAUGUUAGACCAGCAGGCGUGGAGGCGCAUGAGGCCGCUGUGAAUGGCAUUUCAUUGGAAGCAGUUGUGGCUCAGUCUGCUAGCAGUUUUUGGAUAACAGUGGUGAUGGCAGUAAUGGCUUGUAUAGCGACUUUCUGGUUGGGCACUUUCUGUGGGAAGCGCCAUGCUUAUCGCAGCUACAGUAAAGUGAAUGAUGGCUAUUCUGAACUGUAGAUAUGGUUCUGUGAUGUGUACUAUGCAGUACACGGUUUAGUAGCUUUUCUCAUCAUACGGUUGGAGACAGUUUUCCCCCUGUUACUAUUACUGGUAUAUAGGUAGACCAUNNNNAGAU